Molecule: messenger RNA, 582 nt
Organism: Entamoeba dispar SAW760
Lineage: Eukaryota; Evosea; Mastigamoebida; Endamoebidae
Product: cullin, putative
Exons: 2
Coding region: 1-582 (193 amino acids)
Biological process (GO): ubiquitin-dependent protein catabolic process; protein ubiquitination
Cellular component (GO): cullin-RING ubiquitin ligase complex
Molecular function (GO): ubiquitin protein ligase binding
Source: RefSeq, a predicted model, not a curated record
AUGUCCUUCAAACUUCAAAAAUUACAGUGGCUUCAUCAAUACACUCGUGGUAAAAUAAAAACUAAUUGUUUUAAUAAAACAUACAACUUAUUUGGUAGUGCUUACCAAUUAAGUAUUCUUGUAUUAUUUAAUCAAAAAAAUGAAAUUACCAUUGAUGAAAUAUUUAAUAAUAUUCAUUUAACAAUGGAUAUUAUAAAAAGUAUUAUUACUUCUUUACAAACAGUUGGCUUAGUUACUAUUGAAGGUGGAAAUAUUGUUAAAAUCAAUAAUACAUUUACAUAUCCUAAAACCAAAUUCGUUCUUCCUGUUCCUAAGGCUGUAGUUUUUAAACAAGAAAAAAAAGAAGAAGAAAGAGAAAUCACUGCAGAAAGAGUAGGACUGAUUGAGGCUUGUAUAGUUAGGUUAAUGAAAAAGAAUAGAAAAAUGCAACACAAUGAUUUAAUGCAAGCUGUAGUUACUUCAUUAUCAAGUAGGUUUAGACCACAAAUUCCUUUAGUAAAGAGAACUAUUGAAUCUCUCAUUGAGAGAGAAUAUAUCUCAAGAUCAGAUAUAAGGAAAGAUGAGUACAUUUAUAUUGAAUAA